Dermacentor silvarum is the source of this 1575-nucleotide messenger RNA. RefSeq names its product malate dehydrogenase, cytoplasmic-like. NCBI's taxonomy places the organism in Eukaryota, Metazoa, Arthropoda, Arachnida, Ixodida, Ixodidae. Gene Ontology annotation, molecular function: L-malate dehydrogenase (NAD+) activity. The record is from RefSeq and is a predicted model, not a curated record. The transcript is spliced from 9 exons. The coding region runs from base 1 to 1575 and encodes 524 amino acids. Gene Ontology annotation, biological process: malate metabolic process; tricarboxylic acid cycle; oxaloacetate metabolic process. Gene Ontology annotation, cellular component: mitochondrion; cytosol.
AUGAUCGAGGUGAUUGCCACAGAUGAAGAGAAGACGGCAUUCACCGAUAUCGACGUGGCGUUCCUAGUGGGCUCAUUGCCUCGGAAGCCCGGCAUGGAGCGCAAAGAUCUGCUGACCGCCAACGCCAAGAUCUACCAGAGCAACGGACGUGCUCUCGAUCAGUAUGCCAAGAAGUCUGUCAAGGUUCUUGUGGUGGGUAACCCGGCGAAUACGAAUGCGCUGAUCUGCUCCAAGUACGCGCCGUCUAUUCCCACGGCGAACAUCUCAGCCAUGACGCGUCUCGACCACAACAGGGCCCAGGCACAGAUUUCCCUAAAGCUGAAGGUGUCAAGUGCUGACGUGCGGAACGUGAUCAUCUGGGGCAACCACUCGUCCACCCAAUUACCGGACAUCAGUCACGCCUUCGUGACUCUGGGUGGCCGGAACGUCAGAGUCACCGAUGCCAUCAAUGACGACGGCUACACCCAGAGCGAGUUGCUCACCUGCAAGCAGCCGAUAACUCGCCACGAGCUCUUAGCUGCUCUGGGCCGCACGAAGCGACGCAGUGCACCGGGGUUAUAUGGUAUCACAGUCCAAAUGCUACGGAACCUGGCUCACCCGGAGACAGACCGGCUGCUGGACUACUUCAACGACAUCUGGCAGUCUGGCUGCCUUCCAGAGGCACGGCUGAUGGCUGUCGUUGUCCCGGUCUUGAAAUCAAGAAAGUCUGCCACGGCGCUCACCUCCUACAGGCCUGUCUCCCUCACCUCGGCGGCCUGCAAGGUGUUGGAGUCUGAGCACCACCUGGAGCUCCAGCACCGUAAAGCCAUCCGGAUGAUUCUUGGUUUGCCAGGGACCUCGCACAUCGCUGCCACCCUAGCCGAGGCAAAGGCUUGGCCGCUGUCCCUGCUGCUGCUACAACGUGGCCUCCAUCACGUUGACAGACUACAUCACGCCCCGGGUAGCGCGGCUCUGCUGUCGAGGUUGCGAAGCCGACCUCACUCGCUCAUGGGCAGUUUGUGUCAGCUCUACGAGGACGUUGUUGGUCGCCCACCCACGCUAGCCGUCCCGCCACCUCCUCCGCACCAUCAGUCAUUGGAGACGUCGGCAUUCCUGCUGAAGGACCGACUGGACGGACAUCUGCACAUCUACACUGACGGCUCCGUCCAUGCAGACUCCAGAUCUGCCACAGCCUCCUUCGUGAUCGCUGCCCUCCAGCGCUCGGGAGUGUGCCGGCUGCCUUUGGCAGCUAGCUCCACCGCCGCUGAGACUGUGCAGAAGCGUGGUGGUGCUGUGAUUGCGGCGCGCAAGCUCUCCAGCGCCAUGUCGGCUGCUAAAGCAGCGGCCGACCACAUGCACGACUGGUGGCAUGGUAUCCCCGAGGGCCAUUGGGUGUCUAUGGCGGUGCUGAGUGACGGCUCGUAUGGAUCGCCAGCCGACGUGAUGUUCAGCUACCCUGUGCAUAUCGACUCGCAGCGGCGUUGGCGCAUCGUGGACGGACUGUCCAUGUCGGACUUUGUCCGGCAGAAGAUCCAGGUCACUGGCCAGGAGCUCGUCGAGGAACGAAACGAAGCCCUGGCUUUCUGCAAGAACUGA